Messenger RNA from Bursaphelenchus okinawaensis, 3401 nucleotides. NCBI's taxonomy places the organism in Eukaryota, Metazoa, Nematoda, Chromadorea, Rhabditida, Aphelenchoididae. The record is from the annotation of a GenBank genome assembly.
AUGCGGCUGGUGCUGGUGGUCCAGUUGUUGGUGUUGACUGGACUGGUGCUCGGCAUAAAGCAUCGCAAUUUUAAAAGGCUUGGGGAGUAUGAAGACGACUCGGACCUUGACUACAGUGAAGAAGAAGACGACAGGGAUGCAGAAAUUGAACCGCUGAUUGUGUGUCGCAAGGAUGGGAGUAAGUAUGAGUAAUGUGUAGGUAUAGUAUGUUUAGUAAUUUUUAAGAAUAUACUGUAAUUUUGGAGAAAUGAGGAUAGAGUAGAGUAAGAUGAGGUAGCAUAAAGAAGAACGAUGAUGAAUAAGGUAGGAUGAGGUAGAAUAGUGACGAAUUAGAUAAAAUGGGGUAAGACAAGUCAGAACAGGAUAAGAUAGAGUAUCAAAGUAGGGUAAGACAAAGGAAAAAACUUUUUUGCCAUUUUUUAUAUCGUAAAGAAAGUUCUUGCUAUUCUUUGCAUUGUAAAGAAAAUUCUUGCCAUUAUUUGCUUUGUAAAGAAAGUUCUUGCCAUUUUUUGCUUUUUAAAGAAAGUUUUUGCCAUUUUUUGCUUUGUAAACAAAGUUUUUUCAACUUCAGAAGACCCAUGCCACUGUGAUGACAAGAACGAUGUAGGUAUCUUAAACUGUCGUAGAGGAACGACAAAGAAAGGAAAGCAAAGUAACAAAGCCUUCCUAACUAAUGCCACGGUAAAAGUAGAAGAUGAUGAUUUCAAAGCCAAACAUAUAUCUUUUGCUGGUAAUCAAAUAACGUUCUUGGAUGGUGAAUCUAUCGUACCUGGCCAGAGGAUUACUGUAAAGACGCUUGAUUUCACAGCAAACAGAAUAUCGCUGAUCAAUACUGAAACGUUUGAUGAAUUUUCGAAAUUAGAAAAAUUGAAGUUGAGUCACAACCUAAUUGCUUUGGAUUCGACUAAAGAGUAAGUCAAUAUUACAAAAUCAAUUUGUAAAGUUUUAAAAAUUUAUUAAGAUUCUGAGUAAAAUUAAAUUUAUCAGGCUCAAAAUUACUGAGCACCAUCGUAACAAACGAUAGUUUAGUAGCCGCAGGCUUAAAUGACUUUGUCUGAAGAGGCUUAUUUAGAUUUAGACCUAGCUUUAAAAUUAAAAUUAAAAUUUCAAUUUGGGCCUAGUGUUAAACUUAAGCUUAGACUGAGGCUUAAGUUUUGGACUUGACGUAGACUUAGGCUUAAGCUCAGGCCCCGGCUCACGCUCAGGCUCUAGCUCAAACUCAGGCUCAGGCUCAGGCUCAGGCUCAGGCUCAGGCUCAGGCUCAGGCUUAGGCUCAAGCUCAGGCUUAGCCUCAACCCUCAGGCCCAGCUUCAUAGACUCAAGCUCAAGCUUACAAUUGUUAGGCCCAGGCUCAGGCGCAGUUUCAAAUUCAAGCUCAGGCUUAGGCUCAAGCUCUAGCUCAAACUCAGGCUUAAGCACUUAAGCACAGGCACAAACUAACACUCAAGCACAGCCUCAGACUCAUGCUCAAGCUUGAGCGCAGCUCCUUCGCCUUAAGUUCACUUUAGCAACCACAAUCUAAGCAUUUGAAAACUUACAGCAUCUUAAUCCUUAGUCGCAGUUUUUAAGCUUAGGUUCAGGCUAAGCAAAAUUAGAUUUUCAGGAAACAGGCUUAAAACUAGGUUUUACAAACUUAGAUUUAAUAUGCACUAUUUUUUUAAAUAUCGAAAGUAACGACUUUCAAAGUUUCAUAACCUACUAAAGACACAAUUUUCAGUGGCUGGAUAACGGACAAACUGGGCAAAACAUUGAAAAAGCUUUAUUUGGACUAUAAUAUGCUUGGUGACAUACCAAACGGUCUGUUUGAUCCGCUUGGAACGACGUUGGAGACACUUGUAUUAGAUGGAAAUCCAAGUCUGAAGUUGUCUGACAACACUUUUGGAUCAGAGUUGGCAAAUUUAAAAGAAUUGUCGUUGGAUAAAUGCAAAUUGACUGAUUUACCGCCAAAACUUUUCGACAACCUAAAGUAAGUUUUUUUUUAAAUUUGAAAUUUAAAUGGCAAGAACUUUCUUUACAAGACAAAAAAUGGCAAGAACUUUCCUUACAAAACUUAAACUGGCAAGAACUUUCUUUACAAAAUAAAAAAUCGCAAGAACUUUCUUUACAAAAAAAGAAAUGACAAGAACUUUCUUUACAAAGACUUAUAUUUCAAUUUGUCACACUUUCAGAGGCCUUCAAAGCAUCUCCCUAAUAGGCAACCCUAUGACGUCUAUCCCAGCUUCUAUUGCCAAGAUAUCCAAUCUCAUAUACCUUGACUUGAGCGUUACAGAAUUGCCGGAAAUUCCAGCGGACUCAUUCACAAAAAACUCGAAAUUAGAGACGAUAUACCUAAACAACAACAAAUACUUGGCCAAGAUUGAUGAUUGUGCCUUCUGUGAGCUCGAGAACUUGAAGAAAGUCAUUAUCAACAACUGCGAACAGCUGAAUCAUAUCAAUAAGAAUGCGUUUGGUUAUGUUGAAGGUAGUGGACCAAAGGAAUUGACCGUUUUAAAGUUGGACAAUAACAAUUUGACAACGUUGGACGAAGGCUUGGCUAAAUGGGAGGAUUUGGAAGGCAUUGCUUUAGGCAAAAAUCCUUGGAUCUGCGAUGACAAGUUGGAAUGGAUGAUCAAAACACCCGGACUUCAUUUGAUUGGCGAUGAAGUGCCGAAGUAAGUGUUUAGCUUGGUAUUAUGAAGCUUAAUUUUAUUGUGUUUACGCUUGGAAAAUUUAUUUUUAGGUUGAAAAGAAGUGUGUUUAGGCUUAACGGAUUUAUUUUUAAGCUUUAAAGACGGAUGGUUAGGCUUAUAAAUUGAAUGUUUGGAUGACUUAAAUUAUAAUAGGUUUUAGGCUUAGUAGGUUAGAAUAAGUGAGCUAAAACUUAGUAGACUAAAGAAUAGUAUGCUUAGGGUUAGUAGACUUCGGAUUAGUAGGGUUAAUCUUAGCAGGCAUAGGCUUAGUAGGCUUAUGCUUAGUAGGCUUAGGCUAAGUAGGCUUACUUUUAGCGAACUUAAGCUUGUUUUAUACGUUUAAGCAUAAGGGCUGAAGCUAAUAAGGCUUACAGAACUUCAAAUGAACAGUCUAACCUCUAAAAACCUUAUUUCAGAUGCAAUGCCCCAUCAGAAUUGGCAGGCAAAUCAAUUCCUCAACUUCGAGGUCAAGCCGGAACUCCAGAAGCCUCUCCAACUUCAAACUCAUUCUUUGCGUCAGCCUUCUACGCUCUUCUAACCAUAGUGCUACUAUCAGGAAUUGUGGUAGCUGGCUUUAUAAUGUGGACCAAACGUCAUUCAAACCCAUUUUAUCGACCGACCAUGCCCAAUGUUGGGUUUAGCAACUUGACCGCCGAGUUGGACAUGGAUGAUGAGAUGAUGACGUUGGCUGACGAGGAUGAAGAAGCCUUACCCAAACCUGUGGCCGUAUAA